Toxotes jaculatrix (banded archerfish) is the source of this 2667-nucleotide messenger RNA. Its product is annotated as cadherin-related family member 5. The record is from RefSeq and is a predicted model, not a curated record. Gene Ontology annotation, molecular function: cadherin binding; calcium ion binding. Gene Ontology annotation, biological process: multicellular organism development; cell-cell junction assembly; cell morphogenesis. The transcript has 15 exons. NCBI's taxonomy places the organism in Eukaryota, Metazoa, Chordata, Actinopteri, Toxotidae. The coding region runs from base 1 to 2667 and encodes 888 amino acids. Gene Ontology annotation, cellular component: adherens junction; membrane; catenin complex.
AUGGCCCUCACUGGGCUGAAAUGGACUGUGUUUCAGGCCAGCGCUCUAGUCUGCUCGCUGCUGGCCUUCCUAUGUCUGCACACAGCCACAGGAAUGUCAGGGUGGGGUGGAUGUUUGGAUGGUCAGGAUAUAUUUGCGGCCAUCAAAGAAAACAGCCUUUCGGGGGAAGUUGUUGCUGAGCUCAUGGCUGACACCACAAUGGAUGGAGUACACUGGAGCCUGGACGGAAAGGAUGCUGAUUGGUUCUUCUUGGACGCAAGAAACAUCCGACUGAACACGUCAGCUGACAAGAUUCUGGAUCGAGAGGCCCAAGGUCCUGUCCUAAUGGCUGAGUUAUUAUGUUAUGAAGAAGACACACUUCAGAGCGUGUACAGGGUCAUGGUGGAGAUUCUAAAUGAGAAUGAUAACUCACCUGGGUUUGCAGAAAACACUGUCCAGUCUCUUAUUAUCAGUGAGCUGACUCCAGUGAAUACUGUGGUCUUUACUGUUCAGGCCACAGAUGCAGAUAACGACAAGAUCAUUUACUCCAUUGACCAGACAUCUCCUGAUGCGGAGUACUUCAAAGUUGAUCUCCCAAACAGUGGAGAGGUGAUCCUGUCCAAGCCUCUAGACUAUGAGACUAAAAUUCUUCUCACUGUCACCAUCCAUGCCUCGGAAAUGAGUACUGUUGAGCGCUUCAACACCAGCACCAACAUCACCAUCACUGUCCUGGAUGGAGAUGACCAGUACCCACAGUUUCUGCCCUGCACGCUGCUUUUCCAAGAUGAGACCAGUCGCAUCUGCACCAGCCCUGUGUACACAGUCAACGUCACAGAGGGGGAAGAGGACAUUGUGCUGGACUUCUCUCCUGGUCCCAUUCAUGCGGUGGAUGGAGAUAGAGGACUCAGCUCUCCACUCAGUUAUGCCAUUCUCUCAGGAGACGACGAUGGCCGUUUCCUGAUGGAUAAAGAGACAGGGGUUGUGAAACUCAUUCAGGGGGUGAGAGACAGACUCACAACUCCAGUGCUGCAUCUUAAGGUCAUGGCAUACCAAGACGAUGACCCCAGGAAAUACUCUGUUGCUACAGUGUUGGUCCGAAUCCUGGCAGAGAACCAGUUUCAUCCAGAGUUUGACAAAGCUGAAUAUUAUGGCUUUGUAAAUGCUGGAAAGAGCCCUGCCUCUCUGGUCAAUACCUAUGGCAGCAAAGCACUGAUGUUACAUGUCCAAGACCACGACUUUAACUACGGUUUCAACCCCAUGAUCUACUUCACAUUAAGUCCUACAUCCAAUCACACAGAGAUCUACCAACUUACACAGGAGGGGCUUCUGAUCGCCAGGGCAAAUCAACUCAAACCAAAACAGAGACACAUUCUAGAGGUAACAGCUAUAGACCAGGAGUCAGGCGAUGCCGCCUCUGCUACUGUAGUGGUCGAGGUGUUGUCUGAAGGACAAUCAAUCCCUCUAAGUCCGCUGGGAGAUGACCGUCUGAUAGGCUGCACUGUGGGCAAAGCUUUGUUCCUGAGCAUGGUAUUCAUGACUGUGCUUGGAUGUAUCUUGUUUGUGGUGAUGUGGUUGAAGAGGAAACAUAAGGUAAAGAGGGACCCGUUGGAGAGAGGCUGUGUGGCCCAGGGCAAACACCCCAAUGUGAGCUUACAGUGGUUCCAACUGGUGAGUCAUCGCAGUGCCAUGCCGCACAUGGAGGAAGUACCCUUUAAUAAUGAAGAAUAUGGAACCUGCAAUCCCUCCUUCAGCUUUCCUGAAAAACCUAGUGUUUACGCCCACCAAGACCUCCCCUCCUGCCGAGGACCUGUUCCGCCCAGUACGACUGCUGCACCUGACACCAGAGUCAUCCCCACCGAAAAUGUGUGCAGCCCUGUGACAUUCAAUCACAAUGUUUCUGCACCAAUCAAAAGCUCCUCUAGUUCACCUACCUUUCACCCAGCCACUGAGGACGUGAAUCAUACACACAUGGCUCAAGACGCUGCACCAUCCAAAGAAAACCUUGACUCACCACCUGCUACAUUCCUGGACCCUACUGAGACACUACCUAACAACAGUCCAGGCCCUGAAACUCAUGAUGCCACUAGCACUCCUCCUUUCACUUGCCCUGAUUCACAAACCCCGCAAACAACCACCAGUGAUGACCCUGUGACCAGCCCCUCCUCUCAAACCAGUAUUCCAUGCAGUCACACCCGAAUUGCGUCAGCAGAAAUAGACAAACCGUUCCGCAAACCUCGUGUGAAGACACCCCCAUAUUCACCUUUACUGUCCUCACCCCUUCCCAAGCAGGGGAGCACACCCCCACCCACCCCCGAGCAUGCACCUUUAAAAGCCAGACUGGUACAUAUAGAUAAGUCACCCACUGACACACCUCCAGUGACACCAGAGCGAACAUCUAUGACUCUAAGCGCAGAAGUAGACCAGCCCUCCACAUCACUGGACCAAACAGACCAAUCAGAACUCCCAGUUGCAGAUGGUGGUACUCCAUCUCAGGACAGAAGGUCCUCAGCGAACUCUGGACACACCCAGGAUGGCCAAAGGAAGGGGGAUGAGGAUGAUGAUGGUUUUCUAGGAGAUGAAGAUGCAGACAAGAACAGUGAGGGUGAGGGUGAGUUAGAGUCAGACGAAGAGGAGCUGCUGAGAGUGAUUGCUCGAUGUAAUCCCAUUUUUAUCACAUUUAGUAAGUGA